Molecule: messenger RNA, 3665 nt
Organism: Leptinotarsa decemlineata (Colorado potato beetle)
Lineage: Eukaryota; Metazoa; Arthropoda; Insecta; Coleoptera; Chrysomelidae
Gene: Mat89Ba
Product: nucleolar protein 6 Mat89Ba
Biological process (GO): rRNA processing; tRNA export from nucleus
Cellular component (GO): UTP-C complex; small-subunit processome; CURI complex
Source: RefSeq, a predicted model, not a curated record
AGAGAAGAAACAGAAACAACGAGUUUUAUAUAACCUAAAACUAAAGUUUAAAAUGUUCCAGUUCCCAAAUUUCAUUAUAGUAGGAUAUUAUAUUUCAGUAUAAUAAUAUCCGUUAGCAUAAGUGUAAAAUAAAACUGAAGCUUCCUGUGUGACUGUGUUGAAAUAAAAUUUGCAAUUAUGGAAUCAGAUGAGUAUACAGAUGAAACUGAAAGUGAUAUCUCUGGCAGUGGUGAGGACUCUGAAACCGAUACUACUAAGGUUAACAAAAGUUCAAUAAAAAGAAAAAAAGGAGUUGCAAGUGAACAUGGAUUAUCUUCCAAAAAGAAAAAAAGAAGUGAACUGUAUAAACCACCCACAGUUGAAGAAUUGAAUAGCUUGAAGGAAACUGAAAAUUUGUUCAACAAUAACUUGUUUAGAUUACAAAUUCAGGAGUUGCUUUCCGAAGUUAACAUUAAGAAUAAAAGGCGAACGAAUUUAUUGUCAUGGAUAUCGUCUUUUGAGCAGUUCUUAGAUAUGAUGCCUGGUUAUGAUGUUUUGCUCUCCGAUCUGAAGAGCACUAAAAAAAAAGGAGCUCUAGGUAAACUACUCGCAAAACUGUCUGACUACGAGGAAAUUUAUGAGACUGAUCAAGAUGUAUUGCUUAAACUUGUUAAACCUGAGUCGUUUGAAUGUUUUGGAUUGUAUGAAUAUAAUUCAUUACCAGGUCCUUAUUUGUCGAUAGAUAUCAAUUUGAUAAUGCCCACUUGUUGUUUUGUUACAAAAGAUUUUCUUAACAAUCGUUAUUUAACUAAACGUUAUUAUUAUUUGUUAUAUAUUGCUGAGCAUUUAAAAAAAUCUGAAUUGACUGCAACUUUGAACAUAAAAUUCUGUGAAGAAAAUCUCUUACCACUUAUUGAACUCACUACGAAUACUUGUGAAAAAACAAUAAUAACAAUUUAUGUUUCACCAGCUGAUGGAACUUUUAGGCCUGUUAGAUUUUUACCUGAACAAAACAAUGUUAAGUUGGAUUUAUUCAAAUUGAAUAUACCUAAUGAAGUUUUAAGGAAUAGUCCUACUAUAUAUUACAAUAGUGUUAUAGCACAUGAUGCAACUCUACAUGUUAACAUCCAGUUCAUUAAGGAUACUUUGAAAGAUCAAAGUAAUCUUCAUGAUGGUAUCAAACUGCUUUGUAUCUGGUUGAAACAGUAUGAAUUGAAUAAAGGGAAAGGUUCAUUUACAGAAAAUUUGAUUGUGUACAUAAUUGUUUACUUAUUUUCUAAACGAAAAAUAAAUAGGUUCAUGAGUUCAUAUCAAGUUAUAAGAAAUUUUUGGAAUUUUAUUGCAAGUACUGAUUUACAAAAUGAACCUAUCAGCAUUGCAAAUACUACGUCAGAAGUUCUGAAUAGUUUCAAGAAAUUUUUCAAUGUUGUUAUUUUAGAUUGUACAGGCUGCUAUAAUGUUGCAUGUUUUUUGAAUUUCGAAGUAUACAAGAAAAUUAAAGUAGAAUGUCAGUCAGCACUUAAACUUCUUGAUGAUAAUAAAACAAAUUCAUUUCAGCAGUUGUUUCUCACAAAGUAUCCCUUCUAUCUACAAUAUGACUUGGUAAUAGAUUUGACAAAGUCUCUACCUUUAGAAAGUAAAAUCAGUAAAAGUCAUCAAGAAAAGGCUUUAUAUGUAGGACAUGAAGAAUUAUUAACAACUGAUCAUAUGUUGAAAUUUAUCCAGAAAGCUAUGAAAGAAAGGGUACUUCUCACAGUGCCUAGAAUCGAUUUACAUCACCGUUCUAUAAAACACUUCUUAAUUGGUGUGAACUUAAAUCCAGACAAAGCAUUCAAUUUUCUUGAAUUGGGUCCUGCUUUGAGUGAUCACAAAUCAGCAGAUGACUUCAGAAAGUUUUGGGGACAUCUUUCUAGUGACAGAAGAUUUAGAGAUGGUAGCACAAAUGUAGCAGUACAUUUCAAAACCAAUACAAUGAAAGGAAAACGAAAUAUAAUUAAGAAGAUCUUGCACUACAUUUUUAAUGAAAAAUUGGAUGUAAAAUUCAGUCUGUACUACGAUGAACUAGAAGAUGUAUUACUAAGUAAAAACUUGAUUCCAUCUUAUCCCUCUGGUACAAAUGAAGAAACUUGUUUGAAGAUUAUUUGGGCUUGUGAUGAACUUGGAAAAAAGUUGAGAUCUCUUCAAAUGUCAUUGAAAAUUACUGAAGUUCAAGGAAUUGGAGAUAUUUUCAGUUUCACAGAGGCAUUUCCACCAAUCCCCGCCAAUUAUAAGGCAGAACACAGCUCAGCAGUAAAAGGAAACAGUAUUGUUUUUUCCAAUGAGAAUGUGGACCUGGUGCCCCGUUUUAUCCAACCAGUUGAGUGUGUUAUAGAACUUGAACACAGUUCAAAGUGGCCCAAUGAUUUAGAUGCGCUUCGCGCCAUCAAAGCAUCCUUCUACUUAGAAAUGUCAAAAAUUCUUAAUAAGGAACAUGUCAUAAUAUCACAACCAACCGCCGAUUUCAUUGAUGUUUUAUACGAGGGUUUGGUAUUUAGAUAUCGCUUGUAUGUUCCCAGAGAAAUUGGUUUAUUGAAAAAAGUUGCUGCUGAAAAUGGUUUGAUAUGUUUCAGAGAGUCUGAGGAAAGUUUUGAAAUCGAGAAAAUCCUGAGAAUUAUGCCAAGAAUUGUUGGUGCUUUGAAAGGUAUCCAGUCAAUACAUCCCAGUUACGGUCCAGGAACCGUCCUCGUAAAAAGGUGGCUGAGAGCCCAUUUGAUUGACAGUUAUCAUAUCCCAGAUAUUGUGAUAAAUCUUCUGAAUGCAUCAUUAUAUCUCAACGGUACUUCCCCUCCAAACACUCCACAAAUAUCUUUCUUUAGAUGUUUGAAAUUUUUAUCAGAAUUAGACUGGAAUCUGAAUUCAGUUAUAGUCAACUUCAACGAAGAAUUGACCAAUGAAGAGAUUUCUGAAUUAGAAAGUAAAUUACAAUGCAACCGUGAAAGCAAACCCCUCUUGUAUAUUAUAACACCUUAUGAUGGAGGUGCCUCUGUUUUCACUAAAUCAUCGCCUUCUAGAGAAAUUCUACUUAGAAUCAAACAACUUUCUGGAGAAAGUUUAGCGAUCAUGAAUAAGGUUACAAUCGAUCGAGAAGCCAUAGAUGUGAAAAAAUUAUUUGUUCCAAACUUUGAAGGUUAUAAUGUUUUGAUACAUCUCAGGCCGCUAUUGAAUCCAAGAAGACAUGAACAAUUAUUUGAGAACCUAGAAAGAACAGUUGUCGAAAAAUAUAAGGCAUCAAAGGAUGAUAAGCUACCUAUUGUGAAUUUCAAUCCAGUGGAUAUCUAUUUAAGGACAUUGAGAGAGAAUUAUGGACAAUUUGCAAUUUUUUUCCAUGAUAGUUAUGGUGGAAAUAUAGUGGGUGUAUUGUGGCGUCCAAAAGUCUUUGAAAUUGAAGAUUUCAAAGUGUCUCGUGUUAAUGCUGGAAAAAUUAUUGAAGGUAAAAUAAAAUUCAAUAUGGAUGCUGUUAUUGAAGAUUUUUAUAUAUUGGGUAAAAGUUUGGUAAAAACUAUUGAAAUCAGAUGAUAGUUUCAAUAAUCUGAGUUAGUUGUAUUAUUGAAAUUUUUUUUAUAGCAAGUCUAACUUGUAAUUUAUUCAAGGUUUAUAUUAGUUUUUAUAAACAGAUAGCUUUUAAAUAUAUAACAUUUUCAUUAGCA